CGAAUUUAUUGCAAAUAUUCGAAAUGGCUGAAAUCGAUGUACUGGAUUUCAUUGAGAAAGAGGAGUGGAGCUACGAUGAAUCCACCAAAGUGAUCACAAUGCCCGAAGAGGAUUUCACACCGAAUCCGAGGGGAUUGGGUUACGCGAUGUUCGAGGGUAUGAAAAAUAACUUGAACAAAGUGGCUCAGAUCGACGCUGCUACCGGUCAAGAAGAUUUGUACUCGGAAUUCCUGCAGAGAUGCGUGAGGGUUUCUUUGGAGAUGAAGAAUCGCGGCGUGAAAGCGAGGGAUUUCAUCAGCUCUUGCUCCAGGAAUCAUCUGAACAGUUACAUCCCUUACGUCGCUUCUGCUUUUGUUGGGACGCAAUUGGCCGCAAUAGAUCCAGGUCUUUCUUUGGUGGACAAGAAAUAUUUGAUUAACGACAGUAAACCAGUUUUGAUUUUCGUGGACGAGGGAAGCGAGAGUGUUAUUAAGGAGAUCUUGAAGGAAUUGGAAUUGGAUACUAUUGUCGUUUGCUUCGAUACAGAUUUUGAAGAAUUCUUGAAGCCCAAACCGGAUGAAGAUAAGUUCGCGCCUUACGAACCUGAAGAUAUUUCAGAAACGGCCGUAGUUCUAUUCAGCAGCGGCACAACCGGAAUGCCGAAGGGCAUUUGCCUCAGCCACAAAUACAUAUUGUUUUUUAGCAGAAAUUGCAAUUUCGAAAUGACUUUAGCUUAUGCUUCGCUCUAUUACAUCUCCAUAACGAUAAUUAUGGCGGGAUCGACUAUUAACGGUACAACUAGACUAAUCUGCGAUGGAUUUAAAGAGGAUAAAACGUGGAUUUACAUUGAAAAGUACAAAGUUAAUUAUUUAUUCGUGACGCCUUAUCAGACAGUACGAUUGUACGACGCCAAACCAGAAGGUUUAGUGAGUAGCUUGUCUUUCAUGAUCAUGGCCGGACAUCAAGCAACCGCUGAAUUCCUCGAUACAAUCAGGAAAGCAAUGCCGAACACUUUAAUUUGUUACGUUUACGGACAAACUGAAUUAUCGGUAAUUGGAAAUCCUCUGCACGCUCUCAUCAAAGAUAACCCCACGUCGAUUGGGGUUCCAACGCGUGGAAUGCACUACAAGAUCGUAGAUCCUGAAACUGAGGAAGCUCUUGCUUUGACCCAAAAGGGUGAACUCAGAGUUAAGAGCCAAUGGACGAUGAACGGUUACCUUAACCGCGACAAUUCCGAGGUUUUCGACAAAGACGGGUUUUUGAAAACCGGCGACGUCGCGUAUUUCGAUGAGAACUUUUGCUUGUACAUCGUGGAUCGCGUCAAAGAAAUGUUCAAAUUCCGAGGAAUGCAUUACGUUCCAGCCAAGGUCGAAGCAAUUCUUCAGAACCAUCCGCAAAUUCAAGUAGCGACGGUCAUCGGAGUCCCGAACUUCAGGGAUGAGAACCAUGCGAUGGCCGUCGUUGUCCUUGUAAAAGGAAGCACGAUUACAGCGCAAGAGAUCGAGGAAUACGUUAAUGGGCAGGUGGAGGAGAACUUGAAAUUGAGGGCCGGAGUGGAGAUCAUCGAAGAAAUGCCGUUUACAGUGUCAGGAAAAGUGAGCAGACGGUGCCUCAAAGAGAAGUUCGUCAAAAAUGAUAUAUACCAUUAGCAUAUACAUGAUUCUACUAAUAUUUAUUUGCAAAUUAUCUUGCAGACAUAGUUAACAUCAAUUAACCAAUGUAAUUUAUGUUAAUAAAGACAAGCUAUU
Molecule: messenger RNA, 1727 nt
Organism: Nicrophorus vespilloides
Lineage: Eukaryota; Metazoa; Arthropoda; Insecta; Coleoptera; Silphidae
Product: 4-coumarate--CoA ligase 1-like
Exons: 4
Coding region: 24-1628 (534 amino acids)
Biological process (GO): long-chain fatty acid metabolic process; fatty-acyl-CoA biosynthetic process
Molecular function (GO): long-chain fatty acid-CoA ligase activity
Source: RefSeq, a predicted model, not a curated record